Molecule: messenger RNA, 12316 nt
Organism: Gymnodraco acuticeps
Lineage: Eukaryota; Metazoa; Chordata; Actinopteri; Perciformes; Bathydraconidae
Gene: grin2ba
Product: glutamate receptor ionotropic, NMDA 2B
Exons: 17
Coding region: 1038-6248 (1736 amino acids)
Biological process (GO): synaptic transmission, glutamatergic; monoatomic ion transport; excitatory postsynaptic potential
Cellular component (GO): postsynaptic density membrane; postsynaptic membrane; NMDA selective glutamate receptor complex
Molecular function (GO): transmitter-gated monoatomic ion channel activity involved in regulation of postsynaptic membrane potential; NMDA glutamate receptor activity
Source: RefSeq, a predicted model, not a curated record
CAUGAGGCAGGCAGCGCUUCACUACAGCAGCAGCAGAAAGGUCUUUUUGUAUCUCCUCUUCCUCACACACCCCUGCUGCAACACCGUCUAACCUGUGUGAGUCAGACCAGAGUUCAGAGAGUCUAGAGGAGGAGAAAAAGGGAUUUUCUUUUUGGUGUGUGACAAUCUGGAUGGGAAGUGUUUUUUGGGAGGAGAGACAGAAGAAAGGCAGCCGGGGAAGGGGAACAACUGGCACUCGCCAAUCCCCCCUUCCGCACUCAGACUGGAGACAACGGAGGCCACUGGAGUAUUUGCUUUUAUCUUUCGUUUUUUGUUCUUUUUUUUCCUCAUCGCGCUCCUGGGAGGUGCUUUGCCUUUUCAUUUGCUCGCUCUCUCCGUCCUCUGUCUCCUCAUCUAUUUCGCCAUUUACCUGGUCAACAAUUUCUUCUAUUUAUGAGCCAGACAAGGAGGGAGAGAGAAAAAGAGAAAGAGGAGGGGGACUUUUUUAUUUUUUUAUUUUUAUUUUCUCCCCUUUUUAUUUAUUUAAUUCAGUCUUCCCUUCCCUUGUCCAUCGCUCUCACUGCCUUUGCAACCCACGCUCCCUCCUCCCCUCCCCUCCCCCCCCCCUCCACUCCACUCGCUGUCCACCCGUAACUUUGUCUACUUCUCUGGCUCCCCCACUGUUUUAAUUUCCUCCCAUUUAAGGACAUUAAUUUCUAUUUAUUCACUUUUGUACCUUUUCUUAUUUCCUAUUUCCCCCUCCUCUUUUUUCCUCCCACCUUCCUCCUAUGCAUCUUUUUGGGGCGCUUCUUUAUUCUAACCAUAGACUGGCGGACGUCGGAAAAACAAGCGACGCCAAACGUCUCUUCGGAGGAGCGAAGGGGAGAACCCUAGUGAAGCUGCUCCUGUGGAGUACAAUUACCUCGAAAUUGCUGCUUUACCCUCUUGACCCGUCGAGGAUUUUACCUAAAACUGCUUUCAGCCUCCCUCAGUCUGAGGCUAUGAGAGGGAGAGAGGAGUCCCAGGCCGCACCAUCAUGCUACUUCUGAGACGCCGGGAUGAGACUUUGGCUGGCAAAACACAAGGUAUUACUCUCCCACUCCUCCACCAUGCCUGUUUACGGCUGCCGCACCCCCUCCUCACCUGGGGGUCGAUCCAGUCCCUCCCCCCCCACGACAACCCCUUCAGUCGCCCAGCACCGAGAGAGGCACAUCGGACCCUCCUCACCUCCUCCCCCGCCUCCAUCGCUCCACCGGCCCCCCUCCCACUACCUCUCUCUCCUCCUCCUGCUGCUCUGCCUCCUCCACCUGCCGCCGGCCUGCCACUCCCGGAGAGAGAAGGGAGGAGGAGGAGGGGGAGGAGGAGGAGGAGGAGGAGGAGGGGGAGGAGGUGGUGGUGGCGGCCAUUACGUGCCAAUCCCCCAGCCCCCUCCCCACCACAUGGCGUUGCCCAACAUCCUGCGAGGCCUCAGCAUCGCUGUGGUGCUCGUGGGGAACUCUAGCGAGAUGGCGCUGGCUGGAGGGCGGGAAAAAGAAGACUUCCUCCACAUGGCGCCCAACGUGGAGGUGCUGACGAUGAACGAGACGGACCCCAAGAGCAUUAUCAAGAGCAUCUGCGACCUGAUGACGGAGCACUGGCUGCAGGGCGUGGUGUUCGGGGACGACACCGACCAGGAGGCCAUCGCACAAAUCCUCGACUUCAUUUCGGCCCAGACGCACAUCCCCAUCCUGGGAGUCCGCGGGGGUUCGUCCAUGAUCAUGGCUGCCAAGGAUGACGACUCCAUGUUCUUUCAAUUCGGCCCGUCCAUCGAGCAGCAGGCCUCGGUCAUGCUGAACAUCAUGAAGGCUUACGACUGGUACAUCUUCUCCAUCGUCACCACGUACUACCCGGGGUACCAGGACUUUGUCACCAAGAUCCGUAGCACCAUCGAGAACAGCUUUGUGGGCUGGGAGCUGGAGGAGGUCAUACUGCUCGACAUGUCCGUGGAUGACGGAGAUUCAAAGAUCCAGAACCAGCUGAAGAAGCUCCAGAGCCCCGUUAUCCUCCUCUACUGCACAAAGGAGGAGGCCAACACCAUCUUCGAGGUGUCCCACUCUGUCGGGAUCACCGGAUACGGCUACACAUGGAUAGUGCCCUCGCUGGUAGCUGGAGACACUAUUGUAGUGCCUGCAGAGUUCCCUACUGGUCUGCUUUCUGUGUCCUACGACGAGUGGGACUACAACCUGGAGGCCCGUGUUCGUGACGGCGUGGCCAUCAUCACCAUGGCAACGUCCACCAUGAUGAUGGACCGUGGGCCGCACACCCUGCUGAAGUCCGAGUGCCACGGAGCUCCGGACAAGAAGACCCCCAUCUCAGGCAACCCCAACGAAGUGCUCAGGUACCUGAUGAAUGUGACGUUCGAGGGGCGUAAUCUGUCGUUCAGCGAGGACGGAUACCAGAUGCACCCCAAGCUAGUCAUCAUUCUGCUCAACAAGGAGAGGCAGUGGGAGAGGGUGGGUAAAUGGGAGAACGGUUCCCUGUCCAUGAAGUACCACGUGUGGCCUCGUUAUGAACUGUAUGGCGGGGCAGCAACCAGGGAGGACGACCACCUGUCCAUCGUGACUCUGGAGGAAGCUCCCUUCGUCAUCGUGGAAGACGUGGAUCCGCUCAGCGGGACCUGCAUGAGGAACACCGUGCCCUGCCGGAAACAGUUAAAAACACUCAAUGAAACGAAGGACUCUGGGAUCUACAUAAAGCGCUGCUGUAAGGGAUUCUGCAUCGACAUCCUGAAGAAGAUCGCCAAGCAGGUGAAGUUCACCUACGACCUUUACUUGGUGACCAACGGCAAGCACGGAAAGAAGAUCAACGGCACGUGGAACGGCAUGGUGGGAGAGGUGGUGUUGAAGAACGCUCACAUGGCCGUCGGCUCCUUGACGAUCAACGAGGAGAGGUCGGAGGUCAUCGACUUCUCCGUCCCCUUCAUCGAGACGGGCAUCAGCGUCAUGGUCUCCAGGAGCAACGGCACCGUGUCGCCCUCCGCCUUCUUAGAGCCCUUCAGUGCGGAUGUGUGGGUGAUGAUGUUCGUGAUGCUGUUGCUGGUGUCAGCAAUGGCUGUGUUUAUAUUCGAGUACUUCAGCCCCGUGGGCUACAACCACUGUCUGGCUGACGGCAGAGAGCCUCACGGUCCGUCCUUCACCAUCGGUAAGGCCAUCUGGCUGCUGUGGGGUCUCGUGUUCAACAACUCCGUGCCCGUGCAGAACCCCAAAGGCACCACCAGUAAGAUCAUGGUGUCAGUGUGGGCCUUCUUCGCCGUCAUCUUCCUCGCCUCCUACACUGCCAACCUGGCCGCCUUCAUGAUCCAGGAGGAGUACGUGGACCAGGUGACCGGCCUCUCCGACAAAAAGUUCCAGAGUCCAAACGACUUCUCGCCUCCGUUCCGGUUCGGCACCGUCCCAAACGGCAGCACGGAGAGGAACAUCAGGAACAACUAUCCGGAGAUGCACGCAUACAUGACCAAGUUUCAUCAGAAGAACGUCAACGAAGCUCUGGGGAGUCUGAAGGCCGGCAAACUAGACGCUUUCAUUUACGACGCGGCCGUGCUGAACUACAUGGCCGGUCGGGAUGAGGGCUGUAAGCUGGUGACCAUCGGCAGCGGAUACAUCUUCGCCACCACGGGGUACGGCAUCGCCAUCCAGAAGGAGUCGCUUUGGAAGAGGCACGUCGACCUGGCCAUCCUGAUGCUCUUUGGAGACGGUGAGAUGGAGGAGCUGGAGUCGCUCUGGCUGACGGGAAUCUGCCACCACGAGAAGAACGAGGUGAUGUCCAGUCAGCUGGAUAUUGACAACAUGGCGGGUGUUUUCUACAUGCUGGGCGCCGCCAUGGCUCUGUCGCUCAUCACCUUCAUCUGCGAGCACUGGUUCUACUGGCAGCUGCGCUUCUGCUUCAUGGGAACCUGCUCCGGACAGCCGGGCUUCGUCUUCUCCAUCAGCAGGGGCAUCUGGAGCUGCAUCCACGGGGUGCAGAUCGAGGAGAAGAGCAACAGCUCGGCGUUGAACUCCCCAUCCGCCACCAUGAACAACACCCACUCCAACAUCAUGCGCCUCCUACGAACCGCCAAGAACAUGGCGUCCCUGUCCGGAGUGAACGGAUCGCCCCACAGCGCGCUGGACUUCAUCCGCCGCGAAUCCUCCGUCUACGACAUCUCCGAACACCGGCGCAGCUUGGCGGGACACUCAGACUGCAAGCCGCCGUACCCACCGGAAGACAACAUGUUCAGCGACUACAUCAGCGAGGUGGAGAGGACGUUUGGUAACCUCCACCUGAAGGACAGCAAUCUAUACCAGGAUCACUACCUGCACCACCACGGCUCGACGCUAGGGCUCAGCGGACCGCCGCCGCCCAGGCCUCAUAGCUUGGGUAGCGCAAGUUCUCUGGAAGGGGGGAUGUUUGAUUGUGAGAGCAUUGGAGGAGGGGUGGCGCCUAUUUUCACCACCCAGCCCUGCUCGGCAUUGACCCACAGGAACAUGAGCAAGUUUGAUUUGCUGUCCGGACAAACUCCUCCCUCAGGGCAGAGCUUUAAGGGAGGCUUGCCGGACCUUUAUGGGAAGUUUUCCUUUAAGGGAGGCGCCUCAAGCUCCACGUUUAUCCCCGGGCACGGAUACUGCGGAGGAAGAGGAGACGACGAUGGGAACAUGGAUCGACGGUCGGACGUCUCGGAUAUAUCCACGCACACGGUGACUUACGGAAACCUGGAGGGUAACGCCAAGAAACGCAAACAGUACCGCGAUAGCCUGAAAAAAAGGCCGGCCUCUGCCAAGUCCAGACGGGAGCUGGACGAGAUCGAGCUGGGCUACCGGAGGAAACCCUACCACAUCAGCCACCAUCACUACCACGGCCACCGCUCCGCCUCCCCACCGCUGCUGCCCCCAGAACGGAAGAGAGGCUUAAGUGGGAACAGCGACGGGAACUACAUGUUCAGAGAGAAGGAAAGCGUUAGGGAUUUCUAUUUGGACCAGUUUCGGCCCAAAGAGGGCGUUCCUCAGUGGGAACAUGUGGACCUGACGGAAGGCCCUGGAAGUAGAGAUGGAGGCAACUGCACCACCCUGGUUCCAGUGGAUGACUUUCUUAAGCAAAGCAAACCCAAAAAGUCAGAUUUAAAGAGUGGUGUGGCAGGAUCUGGGCUGGCAGGGGGAGAGUGGGAGUGCAGGAACUGUCGGGCUAGCGGGGGAGGCAAGCAGAUGUCGAUGCACGGCGGUGUGUACGGUGGUGGUAUGAGCUGUGGGACUUCGGGAGGCGGAGGUAACAGCCGCCCAAGCUCUGCGACCUGCAUGCGCUGCGAGGGUUGUAAAAAGACAGGAAACCUCUACGAUAUCAGCGAGGACAACAACCACCUCUUGGAACAGAUGGGGGGAGGGAAUGGCGUUGGUGGGGGAGGUGGAGUUAUGGGCCCUCAAUCUCAGGGCCAGCAGAGGAGGAAGAGCGGAGGACUCGGGAAACCACUGAGGCGGCAGCACUCGUACGACGCUUUUGUUGACCUUCAGAAAGAGGAGUCGGGCGGGAUGGGCAGUUUAAUGGGUCUGGGAGGUGUUGGGGGGGGAAUGGGGAGCCAAGUUAUGGGAGGGAUGCUGCCCCCACCCAGGAGUGUUAGCUUGAAGGAGAAAGAGCGCUACAUGGAGGGUACCAGCCCCUUCGCACACAUAUUCGAGCGCCACGGGGGCUCGGAGAGAGAACGGGAACGAGACAGGGACCCGUUGUUUUACGAGGGUCGCAAACGACCCGGAUCACCGUUCGGUUUGUUCAGAGGCGACGGCCUUCACCGCCGCUCCAUCGGAGAGAGAGACAUGCGAGACAGGGACAGGUCUCUGAUGGAGGGAGGAGGCGGCGGAGGGUUCUCUUUAUCCAAAUCUCUUUACCCAGACAGGGUCAACCAAAACCCCUUUAUACCCACCUUUGGCGACGACCAGUGUCUGAUGCACGGAGCCAAACAAUAUUACAUGAAAAAGCAGCAGCAGCAGCAGCAGCAGCAGCAGCAGCAGCAGCAGCAGCCGCAGCAACAAGUUCCCAAACCAAGCCGAAGUGACUUCAGGAGCCAGAUGAGCACGACGUCAUAUCUGCCGGCGUCCGCCACGGCCGGGGUGAUGUCCAACGUGACGCCCCGGUUCCCAAAAGAGCUCAGCCUCGGUGGGAUGAACCACCACGGCUCCAUGCUGGGGGUCGGCCCCCCGCGUCCCUUCAAUGGAAGCAAUGGCCAUGUGUACGAGAAACUGUCCAGCAUUGAGUCUGACGUGUGAGAUCGACAAGUGGCGAGUUAGGAGUGGACGAUGGGCGAGGGGAGGAGGAAGGGAGGAAAUCGAGGCGUGUUGUGUUAGGAGAUCAGGGAUGAUUUUACAGACACUGUCCAACACACUGCAACUCUAGCCCCAUAUUGGGACAGCAAGGUGAAAGGGGAGAGAGCUGUGAAAUUGAAAAGGGUCAAAUCUGGACCCCCUGUGGAGCUGUGGGACGUUAACCCUCUCUCUCAGUAACGGGAGCUGUGGGACGUUAACCCUCUCUCUCAGUAACGGGAGCUGUGGGACGUUAACCCUCUCUCUCAGUAACGGGAGCUGUGGGACGUUAACCCUCUCUCUCAGUAACGGGAGCUGUGGGACGUUAACCCUCUCUCUCAGUAACGGGAGCUGUGGGACGUUAACCCUCUCUCUCAGUAACGGGAGCUGUGGGACGUUAACCCUCUCUCUCAGUAACGGGAGCUGUGGGACGUUAACCCUCUCUCUCAGUAACGGGCAAAGCUACUUUUAUGUCCAAACACAGUCAAUCAACAUUCCCCUUAACAUCGCAAACGCACUCAACUCCAAGCCUGUCAUUUCAUGAGGCAGAAGUCGAUGUUCUUAGAGAGGUGACACUUCAUCUCAGUUUGAUAUUGGACUGUCUGGUGCGAUGGCUGUCUGAGAGAUCUCCCGCUGAGUGCUCUUGAGGAAAAACUGCGAGAACGAGCUGCCCAUCUGCCCCACCGCAGAAAAGGAGACAUUUUCAUGUUUUACCCCCAAUCCUCCUCCUCCUCCUCCUCCUCCUCCUCCUCCUCCUCCUCCUCCUCCUCCUCCUCCUCCUCCUCCUCCUCCUCCUCCUCCUCCUCCUCCUCCUCCUCCUCCUCCUCCUCCUCCUCCUCCUCCUCCUCCUCUCUGACGCCAAAAGAGCUGAUCUUGUUUGCUAUGAGAAAUACAAUCAUGAAUGAUAAUAAGAUAUUCUUAUAGAAAAAAACAGGGUAUAAGAGCAACAAUAAUAAUAUUGUGAAUAACAAAGAUGUUAGUGCUGAUUAUGAUAACACUGCUUAUGAUAAGUUUUUUCUUGUUUUAUGUUUUGUUGGUAUAAUAUUUCACUACUGUUUUAGUAUCUGUAGUUGUAAUCCUGUGUGCAAGCAGGACGGUUGUUAAGUUCAACCAACAAGCCAGAAAGACUGAGACCUUAACUCCUUUUUAAUUCUGUUUUCACGCCAUGCUCAUACAUUUAUUUGCUCCUUGUGAAAAGAACUGGAUCUGGACACGUUUAGAGCUGACAGAUCCUUUAUUUGAUGUUUUCAAGACAUUACAAAUCACACACACUUAAAACACAACUUGUAACUUGUGUUACUGUGAACGACGUCCCGAAGCUGAAGAUACCGAGAGGAAGGACGUGCCUUAAUGGUCUCCAGUGGAUGUGUCCUCCGGUUCAAACCAGGGACGGACCGGCAUGUUUUUCAGGCUGAUCUCUUUUCGUGUAUGAGCCAAAAAAACUGCAGUGAAAAUUGACAUCAAGCUCGAGGCGCUGCUGCAGCCGAUGGUUUCGAUUACAAGAGACGUUUUAUAUAACAAAGAUUUCAUACGGCGAGUUUGAGCAGCGCUUUACGUACAAAAUGCAUUCAGGAUGUCACGGAUAGCGUCUCACUUCACAACACGGCAGCCUUUAGACCACUUAUUUUAUUCAGGUUACAUGAUAACAGUCACCGGGCACUCUUUCUUUAUUUCUUUGUUUGGGCCUCUCAACCGGUAUCUCGUUGAAGGCGUUACUUUCCACUUACAGAAAGCUUUGUUUAUACAUUGUGUGUGAUUAAUAUAUGCACUGUUAUGUUGGCGAAAUGCAACAACGUGUAGGAGAUGUGUUCCUGCUACAAUGAUGCCCGUUAAAGCUCGAGCUGAGGAAGGUGUCUAUGUGAGGCGUACCGGAAGACGGCCAUCUUGCGAAAUCUUGAUGUAGAUAUCGUCUUUUUUUUCCGCUUGAGAGGCCUCAUUUAUUGCACAGGACCUUUUUACUCAGUGUUCAGUGGUUCAGGCACUCAGUAGACAUGCCUUAUCACCCCCUCCCCCCCCUUCCCACCUGGAGCUGUCUGAUGAUGACUCGUCACAUUACUGUACAGAAUAAAGAAGCCUGUAUUUAAAGGUUUGAUCUUCGAUUAGCUGGCGGUGUCAGAAGUUCAAGGGCUGCGGGAAGAUUGCGCAGAGGGAUCUAUUGUCAUCUUAUAACCCCUAAUCUAAAUGCAUCAAUGUAAGAGGUUUGGCGUGUGUGUGUGUGUGUGUGUGUGUGUGUGUGUGUGUGUGUGUGUGUGUGUGUGUGUGUGUGUGUGUGUGUGUGUGUGUGUGUGUGUGUGUGGUGUGUGUGUGUGUGGUGUGUGUGUGUGUGUGUGUGUGUGUGUGUGUGUGUGUGUGUGUGUGUGUGUGUGUGUGAGAGGAGGGAAAUCACGAUUGAAUGAUAACAGCUGUUUUUUCUCGCGACUGAUAACUGCUCAUAGGUUCAACUCCUUGCUCCACAGAUAACACGGACAAAAUGAGACCGAUCGAGUUAGCCUUAAAUCAAACAGAUCUUACCCCCCCUCCACCAUGACUCUCCUAAUAAAUAGAUUGGGAUCUCUGGAAUUUUUAUACGCACACAUUUUUGAAAGUUCAGGUUUCAACUAUUGUCAGCGUGACGGUUUAAAAGAAGGAUAACGGGAUAAAAACGACGAGGAAAUAAGACGGAGCAGACGAGAGAGACCUCGGUGUGUGGGCAUCAAUCAGCGUCAGCAUUUGUACGUUUCAAUCUUUUUCCUUGUAAAUAAUCUAUUUAAAAUACUCUUUUCACUUUGUACAGUAAACAGACAGACAGGAUGUAACUUUCAAUAUGUUUUACAGCAAUUUAAGAAAUAAAACCACAAUAAAAAACUCUUUAAAAAAACUGAAAAAUAUGCAAAAUAUAGUUAAGACACAAAUAUUACUAAUCAUAAGUGACAUAAUUGAACCUCUUUUUUCUUUGAAUCUCAUGUUAUUUAAUUAUAAUAGUUUACCAAUCAGUAUACUGAUUAUGUUAAGAAUUAUGCUUUCUUUCAUAUUUUCACUAAAGUGUUGGAAAUCGAGGAUACUUUACUGUAGGUGUAGACGUUUGGUGAUAAAAAGGGGGAAGUUUAGUUUUAGGAGUCUUUGCUAAGUUUCCCUUGAAUUGUGUUAGAUUCUCUCUUUUUAAGGUAAGCUCUUCUUCAUGCUUUUUGAGAUAAAUUCAAUUAUCUACACAUUUAUGGAAUACAAUAUUACAUGUAUACAUAGAUGACAUUUGCAUAUAGAGGCAGUAUAUUGUGAUCCUUCAUUUUUAGGCAGUUAAAAACAGAUACAUGUGUUUUUGUUGCCCGCUUUGUUUCCCUUUUUUCCCUGGGCUCUGAUGCACAGAAUUUAGAGCCAUUGUCGGCCUAUCCUGUUCCCUCUCUUUCUGUUUGGGAUAGACAUCACCGUGGUAAAGAAUACACACACACACACACACACACGUAUCAACACACACACACAUUGAACGCUGCAGUCUUCUAGCACAAUGCGAAAAAACAAGAGCGAGUAAUCGUAUUGAGAACCCAAUAGGGAAAGGGAACCAGGGUGCAUUCUGGGGCCAUCUUUGGAGGAACAACAGCAGCCGCCAAUAUACUGUAUAUCAGCGUUUCCUGGUCACCUGUCGGCGUUUUUUUAAUCCAAAAUGAAUAAAGUAUGCGUGAAAUAUUAACGACUUACAAAUACAAACUAUAGGUAGAAACAGAGGAGCGUUAUUUUACAAAAUAAAGUGAAUUAAUGCCAUCUGUACUUAUGAAUUAAGAGAAAAAUGAACCAAUCACUGUCGGUCCUCUCUGGUGUUUGGAGUGAGUGUCUCCAGCUGUCGGUAAAUUAAGAAUAUUAAAUAUUUACAGGCCCAUGUCAAGUUUACAAACAGCUUGAUACCGGACCUUCAAAUCUACAGGUUUAUUGAAAACGAUACAGUCAUCCGAACAGAUGUAAGACAACUAAUGUUAUGCUACAAAACGUCGGCUUAUCAUGCAUAAGUCAUCUUGUGGUAUAUGCAAGUAUACUGCUAUAUGUUAUGUUAUCAAUCAUAUUCCCAGUGUAGUGGUUUGUGUUCCUGUAGUUCAGAAGAACACAAUUCAGCGUCUCUUGCUGAUGUCUCCCUCCUCUGCCUUUUAGUUUAAAGGAAUACAAUCUAAUCACAUGGUCCUUGUUUUUGUUUUGUUCAUUGGUCAUAGGAGUGGCUGUUAGAGUGACAUAACAGUGCCUACCGACCAUGUUUUAGAAAGUGAACAAGUUAAGCUCCUUUGCUCGCCUACAGGUUAAGUCAAUAAGUUGCAUUCGCCGGUAUCCUCCAAAGAUGGACGACUUGCCGUUAGUGACGCCACAUUCCCAUUCCUUAUUGAAUGCAUUUGUGCAACCCCUUAUUAAUUAAAAGGUGCAACAUUUGUUCUGUCAUUUCAUGUAAACUUCUGCUUCAGGGGAAUAUAUUACUAAACUGUAUUAUUUGACAGAUGAAAACACUUGAGAAGCGUUGGAUUCUUAUUUAUACGUGUGCCGUGCUUGUUCUCUCAGUACGAGACGGGAUAUAUCAUUUGUAAUUUGUUGUAUACAUAUGCAAUUUUUGUUAGGAAUUAUUUCCCCCCGCUCUUCUUCUGUACUUAUACCAAUAAGUCUUUUUGAUCGUCACCCCGACCCGGAGAGAAGGAAUCCAUCUCUCUUCUGUUUUUCUCCUCAACUGCUUUCAUGUCUACAGGGUUGAUUGAAAAGUGACAAAUGAAUCCACGUAAACUCCUACAUAUUUUUCCUUAUUUGCAAUAAACAGGAUGACCAAACAGUGAAAAGACCUCACUGUACGUGCCAAGUCAUCACUGCCUGGGUUUUGUUUUCCAUGCCUUUCAAGGGCGAGCGAUAUUUCUUUUUCCAGCUGCUGGUAUAGUGAAGUGAAGGUGCACCUGACACUGUGGUAAACAUGCUAUCAUCAGGCCUUUACCACCUCCAGCUGCUCCGCUCUAAAGCCAGAUAGUGCAGGUCGGGGUCGUGAUGCAGAGUAAAUCUUUAUUUCCCUCCUGGGUCUUCGACACACGAACAUGCCACAACGCAUUUGUUCAACAACAAAAAAGGGAGGUCGUGUAGAGCAAAACACUGUGUCACAUUUUUACAACGCAAGGAAAAAAAUGGCGAUUAAAAGUAGGGAGGGAUCAUCCUCUGCGAUACUGACACACGGGACCAAAUAAGAGCAGGAAAUGGUCAGCUGCAGGGAUCGAUGUACCGGUUAAACUGACUCGUGAACAUUGUAUGUGUUUUUGGAGGGAAGUUAUUUGAAAUUUCUAACAUUUUAAUUUGCUUAUCCCACCGGCUUGUUUUUUUUUCUUAAUCAAAUGGCAAGAAUUAUACUGUGAUAUUACAUGAUUGUGUGAAGGUCCAUGUAUUUUAGCUGCUUAUGAUUUCAACCCUAAUUCAAUGCAUAUUUUAAACCUGUGUGUACUUGUGUUCAUAUGUAUUGAUAUCGCUUUAUAUUGAUGCAUACAGAAUUUUCUAUUAAAUUGUGUACAGUUUUGUUUGUUUGUUAAUAUAUUGCUAUUUUCCAUCGUCGUCAUUUAGACAGAUUGCUUUACCUGAAUGACAUAUAAGGGGUUGCCACCAAAUGUGAACACACAAACUACAUGAUUACAUUUACUGUGGGUUGACAAAUGUAACAUAUGAAUAGUAUACUUAAUGAUAUACAUAAUAUUAUUCUCGGCCAUUCUUUUUCUCUUUUUGUGGCCCGUUUCUUUGAGAUAAAUCCCCCACAUUUUUACACCAUAUGAACACAAAAACGACACAAAAACAAAUAAUUGUACAGGUUGUGUAAAUACUGAAUAUUGAGGGGGGGGGGGGGGGGAACAUUUACCUUGUUUUUUUGUAUGGAAACGUAAUCUCAAUAACAAAAUUAACCACGUCAUGACAAAUUGCAAAAAACAUCAUUAAGGUACUUUCUAAUAAGGAUAAUACUGAUAUCUACGAUUAUAAGUGCUCAAAUAAGACUAUUCUUUCUCUUUGUACAUGAUGAACAAAAUGAAGUGUUGAGUAUUAAUAAUAAAAAACUAUAAGUUUCA